UUCGCCCACUCCUUGAACAAAAACGCCCACUUGGUUGCAUUCUAUGGCAUUUGCUUAGGACUCGGCGAGUUUGUUGGAGGUCUAUUCGUGUCUUUCCUGUCGAGGCGAAUACACAACUUUAGUUUAACGCCAACAAUGCUUUGCCAUGCAGCGCUCAGCAUCUGCUUCCAGACGCUUGUUCUCCUAGCGUUUCCCAACUGGUCAACAGCACGGCCAUCCGGUGGAGAAGGCCUCCUGCUAUCGCCCACAGUCCUUAUUUGCGUCAUCUGCGGUCUACUUGUGGGUUUGGCCGAUUCAACAAUCACUACUGCUCGAACAGUGGUUUGUCAAAUUGCAGUACCCCAUCGACGACCUCAAGCCUUCUCCCUAAGUAGGCUGAUACAGUCGAUUUCCUCAUCAGUCACACUCUUCUUGUCACCACAAAUGUCAGUGGCCUCAUGGACGGUGGCGGUGUUGGUAAUGUUGGCUAUAGGAACGACUUCUUUCGGGUAUGUAGCCACGGAGACCACAAAGGUCUCCCCGGAUGAAACGAAUGACGGUGCUAUUUAG
Ostertagia ostertagi is the source of this 549-nucleotide messenger RNA. Lineage: Eukaryota; Metazoa; Nematoda; Chromadorea; Rhabditida; Trichostrongylidae. The record is from the annotation of a GenBank genome assembly.